Rhopilema esculentum is the source of this 2610-nucleotide messenger RNA. RefSeq lists its product as uncharacterized. The record is from RefSeq and is a predicted model, not a curated record. Lineage: Eukaryota; Metazoa; Cnidaria; Scyphozoa; Rhizostomeae; Rhizostomatidae.
AUUGACUAUGCUAAAAGGGUAUCAGGCACAGCUGGGUUUCCCCUAGAAAUAAAAUGUAGUGCGACUGGCAAUCCAGUUCCAAAACUCAGUUGGAAAAAGUCCCAUGGAGUGCAAAGCGGUAGAGAAGUACUUUCAGCUGAUCGCAAAAGUAUUGCUUUGAAAUUUACAAAUCCCUUCAUUGCUGAUGCAGGUUACUAUAUUUGUGAAGCAACCAAUGAUAUUGGUAUAACAAGGCAAUCUGUUUUUGUUGAAAUCCAAGCAAGAGAUUGCUCAUCGUUGAAAAAAAGCGGACAAAGAACAAGCGGAAUAUAUACAAUUAAUCCAGAUAAUGGCGUCCCGUUCUUUGUGUACUGUGACAUGACAAAUGAGGGAGGUGGCUGGAAUGUGAUACAGAGACGCAGCGAUGGAUCAACUGAUUUUUUUCUAAGUUGGGAAGCAUACAGGGCAGGAUUUGGAAACUUGAUAAAAGAAUUCUGGCUUGGAAAUGAAAAUAUUCACCGUUUAACAAAGCAAAAAGACAUGAUGAUUCGGUUUGAUCUGGAAGAUAUAGAAGGAAACAGGGUGUUUGCAGAAUACAACACAUUUUACAUUGAUGGACAAGAUAAACAAUAUACAUUGCAUGUGAGCUCUUAUUCAGGAACGGCUGGCGAUUCAUUUUCAAAACUAAAUGGACAGAGAUUUUCAACCAAAGAUAAGGACUAUGACACUUAUGGUAAAAGUUGUGCCAUAGAGUUCCAUGGAGCCUGGUGGUAUAGUGACUGUCAUUCGUCCAACCUGAACGGAAAAUAUCUUAAUGGCCCACAUAAAUCAUAUGCUAAUGGAAUUAACUGGAGAACUUUUAAAGGCUACUACAAUUCGAUGAAAAAGACUGUCAUAAGAAUAAGGCCACGGAAAUGACAAUGAAGGCAGCAAAACGUCUACCUCGAGAGAUGCUUAUUGGCAAACUGGAUUUUUAUGCUUGAUCUUAGUGUCUUUAAUUGUACAAACUCCCCAUAGUUUAUCGUAGGGUUAAGAGAUUGAGGAAUCCCACUAUUAGGAAUCCAGCUUAUUACGAACUUCCGCUAUCACGAAUAAAAACCUUAUCCCUGUGAAUACUUCCUGAAUAACGAAAAUAUAAUAUUGAGCAUGUUAUACGUUACUCCAAAGAAAAAAGGGAACAUAUCAAUCCCGCUAUCCCAUAUUCAAGGUUGGCAUCGUUUGAGGGCUAAAUGUGGCAGUAUUCAAUUUCAGCUCAAUCAGUUAUAUCAACAUUGAUUUAGGGGAGAGGGAUCAUGUUAUAUAGAAAGGUAAUCAAAUCUGUAAUUUAGUAUCGAGAGUUUUGCCUAUGAUUGCAAUUACUUAUGGGUAAACAGGCACGUCUCAUUCCGCGCCUGCAUUCAGAAUCCUAGCCGUCGCCUUAAGCACUGCAGUCAAGUGUUCCAAUCAUGACCACUUGACCCGUACAUAAAAGUCUUUCCCAUUUCCGUUACAAAUAAAUCCAGUUCAAUGCCAGGCUCGCCAUGUAUAUAACAUAUUUUCUUCUGAAGACCCAGCUUCAGAGUUACAUCCUUUUUUGUUACGUCGAUCUGUGCAAAGAUAAAGUUAACUUUCCCGUUCAGGCAAGAAAUAAUUGGUGAGCAUUCUCUUGAUGAAAAUAUCUACGGCCUCUGCAACUAGUUCUUUAUACCAGAUCAACUUUGAUGAAAUUCUGGCAAACGGGCAAUAGUUAUAUUUUCCAUAACAGUAAUAAGCCGAUUCAUACCUCUAUUCUGCUCUUCAAUGCUCUCCUCUAAUGUGGUGAUGCGUUUCAGCUGUUCUUGAAGCUUAAAUGCCAAGGAGCUCAAAGUCAUCGAAAUUGAUUUUGAUAUUUAUUUCGAGUGUAGCCAAAUUAAAGAGAACUUUAAUGAUAUUUAGGUUAAAGGCCUAAAUUGUAUUCAUGGGAAAAAGCAACAUGACAUUACACAUGCUUAAGCAACACAAGAGGAGAUUCUAAAUUGGAAUAAACAUAAAAACGCCAUUGAAGCCCUAAUCAGUAAUAUGCAUGUGUAAGCAGUAGCUUGUAAUUUUCCUAAGUACUACCUUUCUAAGAUUAUCAAUUAAGAGAUUCUCGCUGGUAAACAUUCACAUAUGUAACUCUAACGUAAUACCAUUGUACGAGCAUAUGACUGCUCCUUUUGAAUAAGAAAACGGGCCUUGGAUAAGUUGGAGAUAUAAAAAGAUCUUGUAAUUAUGUGCGAUAUGAAUUAACCUAAGAUGACAGCCUUACGUCUAUCUCAAAUGUUUGCCUCUCGGUCUCCAUGCAACGUCUUCCUGCUUCGUCACGCUCGCUUGAGACAGCUAGAAAAACAGGUAAGAGAUUUUAGACAAGCUAUAUGGUGAAUACAAACAUCAUAUUAUAAGUAACCAUUUUAAUGGAAUGUAAAAACAAGACCAGUCUUUCUCGCAAAAGUUAAAGCUUUGGACAGAUUUUUCAGUAUCAUUAAUAAUUUUAAAAGUCAGAAGAAACCAAAUUAGCUUUGUUUUUCAAAUAUCUCGCGAGGGUAUAAAAGUGCCAUCUUUGGCUCAUCUCCUGUGUGCUUAAAUAAAAAGAAUCGUACUGUUUAGGCACACAUUUCAAUAGAUGGUCUGUCU